This is a messenger RNA of Danio aesculapii, 3579 nucleotides long. It is a transcript of the gene mcamb, whose product is annotated as melanoma cell adhesion molecule b. The record is from RefSeq and is a predicted model, not a curated record. Lineage: Eukaryota; Metazoa; Chordata; Actinopteri; Cypriniformes; Danionidae. Bases 95 to 1987 code for a protein of 630 amino acids. The transcript has 16 exons.
CCUGUGCUGUCCACCGCGCUCCUCCACUCUCUGUCUCUCGGUCAGUCAGUCAGUGAGUGUUUCUUUCCUCACAGCAGAACUCAAACCUGGGGAAAUGACCUACACCGCACUGUUGCUCGCGGGACUCGCCGCACUCACCUGCAAAACAUGGGCUGUGGUGGAUGUGAGAAUGGAAGACGUGGUGGAGGUAACUUUGAAAGGCCAGGCGAAGAUCAGCUGUAUGUACACUCUGACGGAAGAAGCCAAGAUGAUAAUCUGGUUUACGAAAUUACCAGGCAACGACCAAAACAGGAAAAAAUUUUACUACUCUGAGAAUCAAACCGAGAUUAUCAAUGAGGACCAUGAAUAUGCAGAGCGGAUCAAAGUAAGUCACUCUUAUGACACAGAGGAAGAGCGUGGUAGUGUUGUUCUGAUCCUCGACGAUGUUCAACUGGCUGAUGAGAGAGAGUUCAUCUGCAUGGUGCACAGUGUGUUGAACGAUGUUGGUGAAGGACGCACUCAUCUCAAAAUCUACAAUUCACCAUCUCUACCUGUGAUUGAAAGUGAACACACAGGGAUUUCUGUUAGUGAGACAGAACCAUCAAAGGUUGCACAAUGUAAUGUGGAUAAUGGCUAUCCCAGACCCAGCAUUACAUGGUACAAGGACAGCUUCCCUCUCGAUCCUUCAGAUAGUGAGGUCAAGAUCAUGGAGUCAGUGACGGUCAAACCCAGUGGCCUGUUCAAGGUAGAGAGUGAACUGUAUAUUAAAGUCAAGAAAGAAGAUGAAGGCGCUCUUUUCUACUGUGAAGUCAAGUACUUAAUGCUUGGUAAAGCAAGAAUGACAGAGUCCAGUCGAUUCAACGUCACAAUUUAUUACCCUACAACAAAUGUAACGCUCUCCAUAAAUUCACCUGAUAAGCUCAUAAAAGAAGGCGACACUGUGGAGUUACGAUGUGAGGGAAAUGGAAACCCUGAACCCAUUUUUAGUUUUAAACACAAUGAGGAGGAUUUAAAAAGCAAAGAGAAUGGAAUACUACAUCUGGAAGAUGUCAAGCGCUCAGACAGCGGCGAAUAUGUGUGCGAGUCAUUUGACGUAGAAACAUACAAUAAUUACGAGGACUCCCUCAAUAUCAAAGUACAUUAUCUGGAUCAUAUUGUGGUGACACCAGACGAGACAGAUCUGGACCAGGGGCAUGAUAUCACCUUAACCUGCAACGCAUUGUCUUCUUUACCCACACACACAACAUGGUAUAAGGAUGGCAAACUGCUGGUGGAGAGGCAUGUUUUGGAGUUACACAACACCUCCUAUGAAACCGCCGGGAAGUAUAUGUGUGAAGUGAUGGCCCUUUCCCUGCCUGAGUUAAAAAAACAGAAGUCAGUGCAAGUAAAUGUGCGAGGAAAACCUGAGAUCAAAGAAGGAAUAAAAGUGAGCCAGAUGAAUAAGGCCAACCACCCUGUGAACCUGACCUGCUAUGCACAAGGCUACCCAAUCCCCAACAUCACCUGGACCCUCUAUGACCAACAGACUGGCCAGACCAUCCCUGUGCCGAAAAUAGUGAACCAAAAGAUGGACAAUAGUGUUCACAGCUUAAUAUCUGUGAAAGCCACCUCUGAACUCAUUGCCAACUGCAGCGCCACCAAUGAGCUGGGCACAGAUGAUGCUUCUCAAAGCAUUACAGCAUUUGUACGUGUGACAACGACUAAAGCUACAUACACAACCACUGAAGCAACAGAAAUUACCGUGCCACCAAAAUCUCCACAGAAAGGUGGCAGUGGAGUGAUCAUUGCAGUCCUCAUCAUCUGUCUGCUCCUCAUAGCCAUACUGGGCAGCGUGCUCUACUUCCUCUACAAGAAGGGAAAGCUGCCCUGUGGAAGAUCGGGAAAGAAGGACUUCAUGAAGCAAAAGGAGAGUAAGGAUGAUAUUGUGAUGGAGAUGAAGAGCGGUAAAUCUGAAGAGGCUGUUCUUCUACAGGGAGUCAACGGAGACAAAAAGUCACCAACUGAAUAGGUCAUAACUUCUGAACACAUUCACAUUAUUAGCUCUUCUGCAGUCCUCUGAACUCAAAUCCAAUCCAAAGACCCAUGAUUUAUUCGGCAGACACUCACUGUGCCAUGAAAACCUCGUAUUUUCUUUCAAACAAUGUCAAAGACUAAAAGCGACAUGGACAUGUUGUCCUAGAGUGCUCCGUCUCAGGGUGAAUCCCAAUAUGAGUGCAGAAAGACCUCAAUUUCCCCUUUUCUUGGAUUCCCACUCAGUUCUACUCUUGUCUUCCCAUGUUUUCUAUUAGACUUGCUAUAAUCUGACUCCAUACAGUUCUGAAAGGUAUAGUUCACCCAAAAUUGGAUAUUUACUCACCAUUUACUCACCCUCAAGGUUUAUUUCUUCUGUUGAACAGAAGAAUGUUGGAAACCAGUAGACAUUCAUAGUAGGAAAAGCAAAUACCAUGGAAGUUGAUGGCUAGUGAUUUCCAACAUAGUGUUUUGAAAGUAUAGUUCUGAACUGAAACGAUAAACUCAAGCACGUGGAGUGUAAAUGAUGACAGAAUUUUUAUUUUUGGGUGAAAAAUCAAUGAAAGAAUGACUCCGCUCAAGUAUUCAAAUGUGUACAUAUAUAUUAUAUGAAAUAUUGUAUAUAUAUUUAGCUAUUUAAAAUGCCUGAGACAACAUUUGAAAGGUCGUGCUUGAAUAUCUUUAUGAUAACGCAAGUGCCUUUGUUGAGGGGCAUUCAACAAGUGCCGAAGAGUCAUAAUUUGCUACAUGCUGUCAUUGUGUCUGUUCUGAACCUGCUUUCACAUCAUAGUCCAUGCACUGUAUCACCAACACUGUCUUUACCACUGUAAACGUUCAUCUGGAUCAGCGCUGAAACUGCCCAGUGAUAAAGCUUGAGGGCAAAUCAAUUAAAAUAAAUCAAAUCAAUCUGUACAAACAAAUUAGCCAGGGAAAUUCUCUGACACGACUGACCUUUUUCCCCAAAUAUGUAAGCAAAAUGUUGGGUUCAUGUCAUGCCUCUGAGUUUUAUUUUGAUGAUCUAUUUAAAAUGAAAUUUCUCAUGUUCACUGUGACAGCAGAGGGAGUAACUUUAAUGCCAAAGUCUAAGUUCAAAAUGUCCCGGCCUGAGAGAAACGCAAGCAUCCUGUAGAGCUCAGCUUUGUUUUGUUUUACUUUCGUGAUCUGCUGUCCUCAACUUGCACUGAAUGUAAAUAAUAAACAAUUACACGACCAACCUUCUCAUUUUUUCAUUUUAGAGGAAAUAUUCAAAUGCACGUUGAAUUAUUCAACAAAUUUAGAAUAAAACUAAUUAUUUUUUUAUACUUUUUUUUUGUGGCCAAAACUCUGUUUAUAUUAUAUUCUAUAUUUUUUUCCCAGUUCACAUUUGGAAGAUGUUAAAGUUGUAUUGAGGAAGGUGUCUUAAUCUUGGCAGUAUGUACCAUGUACUGUAACUAAAGCAGAGCCACAAGCUCUAAACAACAACUCUUCACACUGAACCUCUUGUUACAUUUCCUUUGCAUUUUUGUUUGAUGUCUGUGGCAUUUUUAUUAAUGCUUGUUUUUGAAUUGUCUUUGAAUUUCUAUUAAAAUUGUGGGUUUACUCAAGCCUUAA